This is a messenger RNA of Colletotrichum abscissum, 177 nucleotides long. RefSeq names its product ribosomal protein L33. The transcript has 3 exons. NCBI's taxonomy places the organism in Eukaryota, Fungi, Ascomycota, Sordariomycetes, Glomerellales, Glomerellaceae. Gene Ontology annotation, cellular component: mitochondrion; ribosome. Bases 1 to 177 code for a protein of 58 amino acids. Gene Ontology annotation, biological process: translation. Gene Ontology annotation, molecular function: structural constituent of ribosome. The record is from RefSeq and is a predicted model, not a curated record.
AUGGCCAAGAAAGCAAAGUCCCGUGUCAUGAUCGUCCGGCUCUUGUCCAUGGCCGCGACUGGUUACUUCUACACUGUCAAGCGUCUCCGAACAGCAACACCCAUGAGCUUGCUGAAAUACGACCCAAUCAUUCGGCGAAAGGUGCUUUUCUUGGAGCAGAAGAAGAAGGGGAAAUGA